UUUCCUCUCUCAGAUUUUUCUCUUUUUUUCUCAUUGUCGAAUACUUAGUCCUCUCAUCUCCUUCCACUUCCACCUUCUCUCGAGAAACCGUAUGAGCUAUCGACAGUGAUCCUUCCUCAAACGUAAGGCGAUCGAUUUUUCUUCUGGGGUGGUUUCUGGUUUGUUCUGUCGAAUCCGAGCUCUGAAUUCUUCUGCUCGAAGCGACUCCGAAGUUCGGAUUCCGUUGUAACGCCCACCAAGGAGCUUGAGCUUGUGUGGGUUGGUCAUUGGUGUUGAAUUGAGGGAAUGCGAAGUAGAUAAGGUUCUGUUUGUCUCUGUGAGGGAAACCGGAAGCUCAGUUCCGUUUCCGUUUGUUUGUUAACCAAUAAGUCUAGGAUUUUGAGUGAAUUUGAUCAUUCAUGGAGCGGAUUUCGUGUUUCGAUAGCAGAUCUGAAGGUUGCAAGGAUGAUAAGCAGGAAAUGGCGGAAGAUAGCUUUGAAUUCGGUGACGGAAUAUUAAUGACGGAAAAUCUUCUACAAGAAGCAACCGUUCCAGGGAGCUCUUUCACCGCUCUUCUCGGACUCCCGGCGAAUCAAGCUAUGGAACUCCUCCAAGAUCCUCUUUCCGGCAAACCUCAGACGGUUAUCGCCCCGGAGAUGUGGAGAGAUAGCCGGAGUGGACAGGAGGACAUGCGCUACACAUUCAACUGCUCUCCAACCUUUCCUACCGACGCCGCUCUUGUCGAACGAGCGAGCAAGUUCUCAGUCUUCGCUGCCGCACAGAACUCGACUGACAAGUGCCCUGUUCCUUCGAAUUCAAACGAGAAUUCGCUCAAACCGAAGAGCGAGCCCGCCGAUUCCGAGUCAAACCCGAGCUCCUGCCUGGUUUCCUCCGAUCCCGCAACGCCGAGCGAGAACCAGGCGUCGACGAAGCGGAAGGAGCGAGAAAAGAAGGUUAAGGUCCCUGCUAAAAGGAGCAAAAACGUGGAGAAUGAGAGUUCGAAAGCAGGCGAAGCGAAAGACGGCGAGAAGCUUCCUUACGUUCACGUUCGAGCUCGUCGUGGCCAAGCAACUGACAGCCACAGUUUAGCAGAAAGGGCGAGGAGAGAGAAGAUAAAUGCUCGGAUGAAGCUCCUCCAGGAACUGGUCCCAGGCUGCAGUAAGAUUUCUGGUACGGCGUUGGUGCUGGACGAGAUAAUCAACCACGUACAGUCUCUACAGCGCCAAGUGGAGUUCUUAUCAAUGAGACUCGCUGCGGUUACCCCGAGGAUCGACUUCAGCCUCGACAGCUUUUUCGCCGCAGAAAGUGGAUGUGUAACGCCCAGUAGCUGCCCCAGCACAGUGACGUUUGAGCCAUUGAUGUGGCAGCAACAACAGAAUCAGCCUCUAUGGGAGGGUGACGUGCUCCAACGACAGAUGUGGGAAAGAGAUGACAGCCAUAGCUUCCUUGCACCGGAGAACUUCCUUUUCAGUUACAACUCAGCAAAUUCAGUGCCUCUGAGCUCGAACCACCUGAAAAUGGAACUAUGAAGCCGGAAUGGAGCCUGGUGGCUGCUUGGUAUUGGUAGUGUACAUAAUGGAUAUAUUAUUAGCAGCAGGUAGCAGGGUAGUGAAGAGGAGCAGUCAGCAACUCAGCAUUCCUUGGGGUUUCGAUGUUUAUGCGGUGUUGGCAGAGACAUCCAGAAAACCCUAAUUUUUCAUCAUGUAGGGGAGCUAAAGAAAUAGAAGAGAAUAGAUAAUUCGAUUCCAUAAAUUUUAUAUAUAUGUCUAAAUCUAAUUACUAACUGGGUCAUUCAAUCUUCUACUUAAAUUUCAUUUGUGAGAUGAUUGAUUGAUUCAUUGUAUAAUUUGGAACAAGUUGUUGCUUGAAUAUUAUUAAAAUCGCCUCUCUUUCCUCCUAUUUAUUUUCA
Nelumbo nucifera (sacred lotus) is the source of this 1888-nucleotide messenger RNA. RefSeq names its product transcription factor bHLH48-like. Gene Ontology annotation, cellular component: nucleus. Gene Ontology annotation, biological process: regulation of DNA-templated transcription. NCBI's taxonomy places the organism in Eukaryota, Viridiplantae, Streptophyta, Magnoliopsida, Proteales, Nelumbonaceae. Gene Ontology annotation, molecular function: DNA-binding transcription factor activity; protein dimerization activity. The record is from RefSeq and is a predicted model, not a curated record.